Callithrix jacchus (white-tufted-ear marmoset) is the source of this 1808-nucleotide messenger RNA. The record is from RefSeq and is a predicted model, not a curated record. NCBI's taxonomy places the organism in Eukaryota, Metazoa, Chordata, Mammalia, Primates, Cebidae.
UACAGCUGCUUAUACUCUUAAUGAAUAUUUUUUGACUGAGUUUUGUGAACCCAUCCUGAAGAGGCUGAUGAUUUUACUAUCUCAUUUUUUUCCUUUCUCUAGAAUGGAUUCUAGGUGGCUCCCCUGGGUGGUGGCCCUGCUAGUGAAUCUGACCAGACUGGAUUCCUCCGUGACUCAAGACACAGACUCUCCAGAAGAUUUUGUGAUUCAGGCAAAGGCUGACUGUUACUUCACCAACGGGACAGAAAAGGUGCAGUUUGUGGUCAGAUUCAUCUUCAACUUGGAGGAGUAUGCACAUUUCGACAGCGAUGUGGGGAUGUUUGUGGCACUGACAAAGCUGGGGCAGCCGGAUGCUGAGCAGUGGAACAGCCGGCUGGAUCUCUUGGAGAGGAGCAGGGAGGCAGUGGAUACGGUCUGUAGACACAACUACAGGCUGGGCGCACCCUUCACUGUGGGGAGAAAAGUGCAACCAGAGGUGACGGUGUACCCAGAGAGGACCCCACUCCUGCACCAGCAUAAUCUGCUGCUCUGCUCUGUGACGGGCUUCUAUCCAGGGGACAUCAAGAUCAGGUGGUUCCUGAAUGGGCAGGAGGAGAGAGUUGGGGUCCUGUCCACUGGCCUUAUCGGGAAUGGAGACUGGACCUUUCAGACUGUGGUGAUGCUGGAAAUGACUCCUGAACUUGGAGACGUCUACACCUGCCUUGUCGAUCAUUCCAGCCUGCUGAGCCCUGUUUCUGUGGAGUGGAGAGCUCAGUCUGAAUAUUCUUGGAGAAAGAUGCUGAGUGGCAUUGCAGGCUUCCUAUUUGGGCUAAUCUUCCUUCUGGUGGGGAUCGUCAUCCAGCUCAGGGCUCAGAAAGGUAAUGAACCUGUGAGGAGUGCCCUGCGGCCUGCCCAAAGGCUUCCCUGCUCCCAUCUUCCCUAACAUCAAAGAUCUGAGGUAAGGAGAGCUGAUUGUACCUCUUGGGGAUCAUUGGGAUAAUUUUUUCCGAAGCUAGAAACAGGGAAUAAGCAGAGAGAGUGCUGACAUUGCCAGCCAUUUGUCUUCCCUUGGGACAACUAUAUUUGGUCCUAAUUGGGGCAAUCCAUUCUUUGCUCGAUUUCUUCCCAGGACAUGUGGGGACGCACAUGUCUGGUGAUGAGGUAACGUCUCUUUUCCCUUGUCUUUGAGUGGCAGAUUGUUCUCCCAGUUCUUUGGCCAGAGGAAUAUGCCAUGGGGGUGGGGAGGAGUUAGGUUGCUACUGUCUGGGUGACAUUGUCCUUUGAGUCUCUGGAACGGCUGUGGGGGGUGGUGAGGCUGCCUCCUGAGACCUUCAUCACUGUUUCUCCAGGUCUCAAGAGCUGUUCUGCUGCCUCAGUCAUACUAAAGUCCUCAUGGAAGCUUCUCUCCCUGGAGCCUAAAGUAGUGAUGGGUAGUCUGGGCCCUGGGUGAGGUGAAGGACAUUCAUGAGGCCAGUGUUCUGGGAAUAACUCUCUUCCUUGAUCCUUGGAGGAGUCCAAUGCGAUUCUGGAACUCUGUGCUCUGAGAUCAUGCAUCUCCCACCCAUCUGCCCUUCUCCCUCCUACAUGUAUACAUCAUUAAUCCCCAUUGCCAAGGAGUCUGUCCAGAAACUCCCCUAAGACCUUACUUCUUCCAGCCUCAAAUCAUUUGCUUUUCUAUGGUCCAGCCCUGCCCCAUAAGUCAUGAUCUCCAACGCUUUCUGUGUUCCAACUGCAGUCUCCAGUCUUAGAAGACUAUGCUCAGGUAGUCACUGUUUCCUUUUCACUCUUUUUAAAAACCUCUUCAUUGUAAAAUAAAAUGGAGAUACAGA